This is a messenger RNA of Pelobates fuscus (common spadefoot toad), 4824 nucleotides long. It is a transcript of the gene DCAF1, whose product is annotated as DDB1 and CUL4 associated factor 1. Bases 175 to 4668 code for a protein of 1497 amino acids. The transcript is spliced from 24 exons. Gene Ontology annotation, biological process: protein ubiquitination. Lineage: Eukaryota; Metazoa; Chordata; Amphibia; Anura; Pelobatidae. The record is from RefSeq and is a predicted model, not a curated record. Gene Ontology annotation, cellular component: Cul4-RING E3 ubiquitin ligase complex; nucleus. Gene Ontology annotation, molecular function: nuclear estrogen receptor binding; histone H2AT120 kinase activity.
CGCCGCCCAGCCUUGUGUGUGUGCUGGAGAGAGAGAGAGAGAGAGUGGGAGAGAGAGGGAAACCUAGCGCGCGGACCUGUGACGUGAAAAGUGAGCGCCGCCAUAGCGGUGCCUGUGUGAGAGCGUGAGAGAGACACAGACAGACAGACAGGGGAGAGAGACAGCACGAAAGACAUGGCUUCCAGUGGAACCCAUGUGGACUCAAAGUCCGAGUUGACGGCCUUGUUGGAGCAAUGGGAAAGUGGACAUGGCACCGGGAAUGACAUGGUUUCCAUCUUAACCAGAAUGUCAGAGCUGAUUGAAAAGGAAACAGAGGAAUAUCGAAAGGGGGAUCCUGAUCCCUUUGAUGACCGCCAUCCAGGUCGUGCAAACCCCGAGUGUAUGCUUGGACAUCUCCUGCGUAUUCUGUUUAAGAAUGAUGACUUUAUGAAUGCGCUGGUGAAUGCGUACGUAAUGACAAGCAGAGAGCCUCCAUUAAACACCGCAGCUUGCCGCCUUCUGCUGGACAUUAUGCCUGGAUUGGAGACAGCCGUUGUUUUUCAGGAAAAGGAAGGAAUUGUGGAGAAUCUUUUCAAAUGGGCUCGGGAAACAGAGCAGCCGCUCCGUACGUAUGCUAUCGGAUUACUAGGAGGAGCCAUGGAGAACCAGGAUAUAGCAGCCAAUUAUCGGGACGAGAAUUCACAGAUGGUGGCGCUGGUGCUACGUAGACUGCAGGAACUACAGUCCCAAGACACCCCCACAAACAAAUUUGAAACAAAACGCCCAAGUCCCCGUCGGCCAGUUGGUGAACCACUACUUCCACUUGAUGAAGAGGCAGUGGACAUGGAUUAUGGGGAGACUCCGCUGGACACUGGGCCGAACGAUGGGAAUGUUGAUCUAUCUUUCCGGUUGCAAACCAGCCCUGGGUCUGGGAUCCUGGUGAACUCCAGUGGGGCCGGAACCCCACGUAGAGCAAAGCAGGAUGGAGAAGUCCAUCGAAAGAUGAAACACAAGCUAACCUUCUCGGAGCCGGAGCGAGCAACCAGCGAACUUUCCAACAGCAGCUGGUCGGAGAUGUCUGUCUGGGUUAUUGGCACAAAUUAUUCUCUAUACCCCCUCACUCCAGCCAUUGAGCAGAGGUUAAUUCUUCAGUACCUUACUCCUCUUGGAGAAUAUCAAGAGUUGCUGCCUACCUUCAUGCAGUUGGGUUCCUGGGAGUUGAUGAUGUACUACAUUGAUCUGAAACGUACAAAUGAUGUCCUCCUCACGUUUGAGGCGCUCAAGCACCUGGCCUCCCUUCUUCUUCACAACAAGUUUGCUGCAGAGUUUGUGGCUCACGGGGGUGUUCAGAAAUUGCUUGAAAUUCCUCGUCCCUCUAUGGCUGCCACCGGUGUGUCCAUGUGUCUUUACUACCUGUCUUACAACCAAGAUGCCAUGGAAAGGGUGUGCAUGCACCCGCACAAGGUACUCAUGGAUGUUGUGAAUUAUACUCUAUGGCUCAUGGAGUGCUCACAUGCGUCUGGAUGCUGCCAUGCUACCAUGUUCUUCUCAAUCUCCUUUGCAUUCCGAGCUGUAUUAGAGCUGUUUGACAGUCAGGAUGGAUUGAGGCGGCUGGUUAAUCUGAUAAGCACUCUGGAAAUCCUAAACCUAGAAGACCAGGGCGCCUUGCUAAGUGAUGACGAGAUAUUUGCAAGUCGACAGACGGGAAAACAUACAUGCAUGGCUCUUCGCAGAUAUUUUGAGGCACAUCUCGCCAUUAAAGUGGAACAAGUGAAGCAGUCACUGCAGCGCACUGAGGGGGGGCUUCCCAUACAUCCGCCACCUCCCUACAAGGCCUGCACGUACACGAGAGAGCAGAUCGUGGAGAUGAUGGAGUAUCUGAUUGAGUUUGGGCCAUCUCAGCUGUAUUGGGAGCCUGCUGAAGUCUUUCUGAAGCUAUCCUGUGUUCAGCUACUACUGCAGCUCAUCUCCAUUGCCUGCAGCUGGAAGACUUAUUACGCCAGGAAUGAUACAGUUCGUUAUGCUUUGGAUAUUCUUGCCAUCUUGACUGUGGUUCCAAAGAUUCAGCUUCAGUUGGCAGAACCAGUGGAUGUUUUGGAUGAGGCCGGUUCCACAGUCUCCACCGUAGGUAUAAGCAUUGUGCUGGGUGUGGCAGAAGGUGAAUUCUUCACUCACGAUGCUGAGAUUCAAAAGUCUGCUUUACAGAUAAUUAUUAACUGCGUAUGUGCCCCUGAGUCCCGCAUCUCCAGUAUUGGCAAGUAUGUCUCUGGGACACCUCGUCGGCGCACUCCAGUUGUCCCGUCCUUCCACCAACAAGGCCGAGGAAGUGCUGGGGAGCCUACGCUUGCCAAGAUGUGGAAUGUUGUCCAGUCUAACAAUGGCAUUAAAGUUCUUUUGUCUCUGCUGUCUGUCAAAAUGCCCAUUACAGAUGCUGACCAGAUUCGCGCUUUGGCAUGCAAGGCACUGGUUGGUUUGAGCCGGAGCAGCUCCGUGAGGCAGAUCAUCAGUAAGCUGCCCCUUUUCAGCAGUAGCCAGAUACAGCAGCUAAUGAAGGAACCAAUACUCCAGGACAAGCGCAGCGAACAUGUGCGCUUCUGUAAGUUUGCCGCGGAGCUAAUUGAGAGAGUAUCGGGGAAACCAUUGCUGAUGGGAAGUGAUGUAUCCUUGGCACGAUUACAAAAGGCAGAUGUGGUUGCUCAGUCUCGUAUCUCUUUCCCAGAAAAAGAGUUGCUUCUGCUUAUACGCAAUCAUCUGGUGGCCAAGGGCCUUCAUGAAACAGCCACUGCACUUACCCGCGAAGCUGACCUUCCCAUGACUGCUGCUUCCCACACCACUUCUUUUCUGCCAGCCGUCACCACUCAGCCACCCUCUACCUCUUCACCGGUUGCGCUUCCACGCACACCACGCAUUCCUGCCCGUCUCUCUGGCACUGCCUUGUGCCCUCAUCCCCCCACCAGACCUCAGUUGCCACCUCCACUGGCUACUCCUGCCCCUGUUCCCUCAGGCUCUCCACUCAUUGGGCGCAUCAGCUUUGUACGAGAGAGACAGUCACCCUGCAAUGGCAAGCGAGCCCGUGUAUUGAGGCAGAAGUCAGACCAUGGUGCCUAUAGCCAAAGCCCGGCAUUCAGGAAGCAGUUGGAGCGGCAUGCCCCCUCUCCACCUACACUGGACAGUAUCAUGACUGAAUACCUGCGGGAACAACAUGCCCGCUGCAAGAACCCAGUUGCCAUAUGCCCACCUUUUUCACUCUUCACCCCUCACCAGUGCCCUGAGCCCAAGCAACGCAGGCAAGCACCUACUAACUGCACAUCCCGACUUACUCGCCGUGCUGCCUUCCCCAAAUAUGGUGGGGUGGAUGGGGGCUGCUUUGACAGACAUCUUAUCUUCAGCAGGUUCCGUCCGUUAUCUGUGUUCCGUGAGGCCAAUGAGGAUGAGAGCGGCUUUACGUGUUGUGCGUUUUCUGCCAGGGAACGAUUCUUAAUGCUGGGUACAUGCACAGGACAGCUUAAACUGUAUAAUGUGUUCAGCGGGCAGGAGGAGGCUAGUUACAAUUGCCACAAUUCUGCUAUAACACACCUUGAGCCAUCCCGGGAUGGGUCUCUCCUCCUUACUGCAGCCACAUGGAGUCAGCCUCUCUCUGCCCUUUGGGGCAUGAAAUCUAUCUUUGAUCUGAAGCAUUCAUUCAAUGAGGAUCAUUACGUGGAGUUUAGUAAGCUUUCACAGGAUCGGGUAAUAGGCACAAAAGAGGAUAUUGCUCAUCUUUAUGAUCUUCAAUCAGGAAAGAAGUUUUUAACCUUGUACAACCCUGAUUUGGCGAAUAACUACAAGCGCAACUGUGCCACCUUCAACCCCACAGAUGAUCUUGUACUGAAUGAUGGAGUCUUAUGGGACGUGCGCUCUGCUCAAGCCAUCCACAAGUUUGACAAGUUCAACAUGAAUAUCAGCGGUGUCUUUCACCCAAACGGACUUGAAGUUAUCGUGAAUACUGAGAUUUGGGACCUCCGUACCUUUCAUCUUCUACACACUGUGCCUGCUCUAGACCAGUGUCGUUUGGUCUUUAAUUACACAGGAACAGUCAUGUAUGGAGCCAUGCUGCAGGCAGAUGAUGAAGAUGACCUUCUAGAAGAAAGAAUGAAGAGCCCGUUUGGUUCUUCAUUUCGGACAUUUAAUGCGACAGAUUAUAAACCAAUAGCUACCAUUGACGUGAAACGCAAUAUAUUUGAUUUGUGCACAGACUCAAAAGAUUGCUACCUGGCUGUAAUUGAGAAUCAAGGUACAAUGGAUGCCCUUAAUAUGGAUACUGUGUGCCGUCUGUAUGAAGUAGGGAGACAGCGACUGGCAGAGGAUGAGGAUGAAGAAGAUCAGGAAGAAGAGGAGCAGGAUGAGGAUGAUGACGACGACGAUGAUGACUCUGACGAAUUUGGACCUCUCUUGGAUGCUUUGGACGAGGAAGAAGAAGCUGGUGAGCAGGCCGGGGAAGAUGGAGAGAAUGACUUCUCACCUUCUGAUGAUGAAGAAUUGGCAAAUUUACUGGAAGAUGAAGAUGAUGAGGGUGACGAUGGAGAUGAGGAAGGCCAUGAUGAUGAUGAUUCUGACAUUGACCCAGAGGUGGCGCUCAUACUGGGAGACUCUGACAGUUCAGAUAACUCUGACCUGGAAGAUGAUAUAAUCCUAGCACUGAAUGAAUGAUAAUUUGAGGAUCUUAAAUAAUUAUACACAAGGCAUUUUCCUUCCUGGAGAAGCAGAGCACACAUCAGCCUUGUGUGAUUGAAAGGCAGGCAUUAGGAACUGGACUCGUCAUACUUUGGAGGGUGAAUAACCCUUUAAAUAAACAUGUUGAAUUUU